Molecule: messenger RNA, 617 nt
Organism: Pyrenophora tritici-repentis Pt-1C-BFP
Lineage: Eukaryota; Fungi; Ascomycota; Dothideomycetes; Pleosporales; Pleosporaceae
Source: RefSeq, a predicted model, not a curated record
AUGAAGACCGCCCAGCUGUGGAACAAGUCCAAGGAUGACCUCGCGGCCCAGCUCACCGACCUCAAGUCGGAGUUGAUCCAGCUCAGGACUGCCAAGGUCACCGGAGGUUCCAACACCAAGCUCACCCGCAUUCAUGACGUCCGCAAGGGUAUCGCCAAGGUUCUCACCGUCAUCAACGCCAACCAGAGGGCCCAGCUCAGGCUUUUCUACAAGGGAAAGAAGUACACUCCUCUCGACCUCCGCCCCAAGCAGACCCGCGCCAUCCGCCGAAGACUCACCAAGCACGAGGCUUCGCUCGUCACCGAGAAGCAGAAGAAGAGGCUGACACACUUCCCCCAGCGAAAGUACGCCGUCAAGGCAUAAGCGUGCUUUUGCGAAGGUGUUUCUCUUUUCUUCCUUUGUCUCUCAUGAAGCAUUGCAUUGCCAGGGCUUUUCCAGCUAGCGAAUCACCAGUGUACCCUUAGUACCAUAACUCGAAAGGGACGAGGAAGGUGGUGUAGCAGGUGGGAAUGGACGGACAGGGCGAUCUUUAACGGAAAUGGGUUGGCGUCCAUGUCAAGAUCUAUGAAUAAAAAGUUCAGACAAGCACGGAAAUGAUACCUCAUGAUUUGUGAAGG